UUUCAAAUUCUUUGCAGUUCACUUCAACAUUUCUUAUCAUUGAACAGACAAACUAAUUGGAAUCGAUUCGUAAAUAUACACAGCUUGGUCGCGCAAGAAUACCAAGUAAAUCACGGUACAACAUUAAGAACAAACACAGAGAACAUGUCGACGUAUCCAUCAACCUACACCGCCUAUCGACGAAGCCCUGGCACUUCAGCGCCUCCGAAUGGCCGCCUCACCAUUUUUCCCAGUACUGAAGAAUCUCUUCCCUUGGCAUCCCAGCUGCGUCCCGACGAUGUCAUUGUCAAGAUCCACGCCAUUUCCCUCAACUACCGCGAUGUCGGUAUUCUCAUAGGCAACUACCCCCUUGCCGUCGAAAGUGGCGGGAUUCCAUGCUCGGACGCUGCUUGCGAGGUCGUUGCGGUUGGGGAACAAGUGUCUGCUUUCAGUGUGGGGGACCGCGUGACGCCCAUUACGUCUAUUGGAGAGCGAGGUGGGAAAGAUGACGACGAUGAUGGGAUGGAUGUUCAUAUAGGCGUGGACACCGCGGGAAUGAUGGCAGAGUUUGCGGUAGUGAAGGAAAAACAUCUAGUGCGCUUGCCAGAAGGUCUGAGCUGGGAAGAAGGAUCAACCCUAGCAUGUGCGGGCGUGACUGCCUACAACGCCCUCUCCAAGCUUCAGUAUGUCCCUAAAGAUGCGACAGCUGUUCUUCAGGGUACCGGUGGCGUAAGCAUGUUUGCUCUAGCUCUCUGUGUUGCUGCAGGCAUUCAGCCGAUCAUCACGUCGUCCUCGGAUGCGAAAUUAGCCGCCAUUGCCAGACUGUAUCCGACCGUCCUCGGCAUCAAUUAUAAGACGCUUGGUUCUGACGCCGCUGUUGCAGCAGAGGUCAAACGCUUGACAGACGGCCGCGGCGUUGACUUUGUGAUCAAUAAUUCAGGGCCAGGAUCUCUCAUGCACGAUAUAGAUAUGCUGCGUGACCGUGACGGCGCAGUUUCCCUGGUAGGGUUCCUGAAUGGAUUUCAGGCAGAUUGGUCGCCUAGUGGGCUGAUGGCGCUGAUGGCGAAGAGAGCCAAAUUGCAGGGCAUCGGUAUGGGCUCGAAGAAAGACUUCGAAGAAAUGAAUGCAUAUAUCCAGGACAAGAAGGUAGACCUCAAGCCACUACUUUCAAAACCAUUCUUCGACUUCAAGGACACUGAAAAGGCGUUUGACAAGCUUGAGUCUGGAGAUUUCACGGGAAAGAUUAUCAUCAAAGUACCUUGA
Periconia digitata is the source of this 1242-nucleotide messenger RNA. The record is from the annotation of a GenBank genome assembly. Lineage: Eukaryota; Fungi; Ascomycota; Dothideomycetes; Pleosporales; Periconiaceae.